Molecule: messenger RNA, 1284 nt
Organism: Calliphora vicina (urban bluebottle blowfly)
Lineage: Eukaryota; Metazoa; Arthropoda; Insecta; Diptera; Calliphoridae
Exons: 4
Coding region: 95-1165 (356 amino acids)
Molecular function (GO): protein binding
Source: RefSeq, a predicted model, not a curated record
UUUAACCCUGAUAAAUAAGACUUCAAACUUUGAUUUUUUUUUAAAGAAAAUUUUUUAGUGUAAUUAGAAGUUUAUGUAAAUUAUUUUGAAAUCAAUGGGUAAACCAAAGCAUCAUCCAAGAGGUAAUGAUAAAGAAGAACCUCCUAAAAAGAUUCCAAGACAACAAAUCUCAACAUCAACAUCAGUCGUUAGAAGUCAAAGAUUACGAAAAUGUAAAAAAUUAACAGAAAAGCCUCCCUUAAAUAUAUGCGAUUUACCCACAGAGUUACUGGAGAAAAUAAUGGGCAACAUCAAUAUCUGGCAUCAUAAUCGAAUACGUGGCACAUCGAAGCGCAUGAAAGAGGUAAAUGACAUUUUUAUAAUGCAUGAAUUUCAAAAGGCCUUAAAGAAAUCUACCGCCCUGGAUCCAAAUAGUGAAGCAAGUGCUGGUUUAAGGAUUAUACAACAAGCUACUGAAAUUUAUAUUCGUUCGGGAUUUGAGUCGACAUUUUGUGGUUGUAUUUUGCCCAUGUUACGAAGCUCCUAUAAGGAUCCAUUUUGUCCUCAUAUUUCUGAGAUUAAAAAGUUUUUAGUACAUUUUUAUGGCAUGGUUUUAGAUCUGAUCGGUGAUACUUCAGCACAGCGUUGGAGGUUGUUGUAUACAAUUAAUCUGAUGAGAUUAGUUAAGGCCUUUGAUAAAUCAAUAAUAUCUUCCAGCCUUAUGCCUUUACACUGGAGAAUUGUGGUGGAGUUAAGAGGCCCCUGGUUGGGUACACUAUGGACAUCUAAAGGCCGAAAUCUCAACCCAGCUAGACAUCGUUGCAAUCUAUUGGUAAUUCUCUCUGAAAUGUUAAUGGCCAAUAUUACUGGACGUAGCUUCAAACAUGUUUGGGAGAGUGCUAGUGAAAUGUAUGUUUUUGGUAAUGAUACAAGCAAUAGCAAUCAUGUACCCAUUACUUUAUUCACCUUUACCGUGUAUGGUUCAAAAAAAAUAUGCAAUCUAUUUCGUUCUUGUCUGGAGGAUGAACCUGAACAAUUUCAAUGGCCUAGUAAAUGGCCAAACGAUCAAUUUACUGUUAACCUGGAUAUUGUUUGCAAGGAAGCCAUGAAAUAUGGUUGUUCGAAGUGGCAACUUAUGGAGUUUGGACCAUUUGCUGAAACAGUUUAUGAUGAGAAUGAUGAAUAAUUUCGAUAUUUAUAAAUGUGAUUUUUGUUAUUGAUUUGUUUAAUGUGUAAACUUUGAAUAAUGGAAAAAAGGAAAUUAAUAUUGUAAGGAAUUCAUAUGAAUAUGGAAAUGGUUGUUAA